UCUCGGUAGCUCUCCGAGCCCCGGCUCCCCCUACCCCCCUCCCCACCCCAGUAUCGGGGAGGGAAGCGGCCCCUUCCUGAGAGGUUAAUCUCCGGAGAAGUGCGAAGGAGCUACAGAAAAGCGAAUUUUAAACAUGUAGAAGUCACUGGGCUGCAUUCCUCGGAGGACAGCCCAAUCCCCCUAGGACUGAGUGUCAGCGCAUAGGAAGUUGGGACCUUAGAGCGAAGGGGGAGGGGAGUGGCGCAACCCCGCAUCCUCUUCGGAAGGAGUCUCUGCAAGCCCUGCGGUUGGACACAAGUUUGCGUAAGAGUGUUUUCCUUUUGUCAAUUAUUAAUCACCGGAAUCAGUUUGGCAGAACUGGAGUUUUAGCAGUAGUGCAGAGGGCGGGGCCCGAACACCUAACUCUUGGGGCCUCCCCUGCUCCCGGCGCAGUGGCAAGCUAACAGCAGCUGGGGAGAAGCCAGAGCAUCCAAGCUCACCCAAAGGCAGGAGAUGAAGAGAUAAAGGCCAGAGAAGAGAAGCCACCUCCACCAGAUCUCGCAGAAGAGAAACACAACGGCACUCCAGCCUGGACCCCUGCUCAGGAAGACUUUCCACAGCUUGAGGAGGAAUCAUGGAUUUCAAGAGCGUGAAGGAGUAUUUAGCCUGGCUCUACUAUCAAUACCAAAUCAUCAGCUGCUGUGCCGUCCUGGAGCCCUGGGAACAGUCUAUGUUCAAUACCAUCUUACUAACCAUUGUCGCCAUGGUAGUCUACACUGCCUAUGUCUUCAUCCCCAUCCACAUCCGCCUGGCUUGGGAAUUUUUCUCCAAAAUAUGCGGAUAUCACAGUUCAAUUUCUAAUUGAUCUCUCCGGAAUCUUGCGAAACAGCAUGAUGGGUUCCCGUUGCUUACAACUCGUCGACCUAGGGGACUGCGGCAUCUUUCACCUCUGACCUGACCAGCGCCCUCUCUAUGCACCCGCGUCCUGCCUGGAGUCUGAGCUAGGUGUCCUCCAAGUCGCUUUGGCCCAUGCAGCAUGGUGUGUGUCCGAUGAUAGGAAACGCAAUGACUUCACCCCGUACCCCACAUGCGCUCGACUCAACUCCGUGGCGUUAGAUUUCUGUUGGAGAUCAGGACGCUUUCAAAUAAAACUUUCCCGGGAAAUAGGCUUGUAAGAAACCCGACAGAGUCGUAUUUAAAAUCCUCUCUUCAUAUCAUUCUAUAUAAGGGAUGCGUUACAGAAAGUAUUUCCUAGGCUACUGUCAAAAGUACCUGCUCUUGUUUACAAUCUAUUAAAAGAUGUGAAUAAAAAAAAAAAAAACCCAAACCUUUAAAGUCUUAUUUUCUGGUAAAUAGCCGAUACCUAAAAUUAUUUUUUUCUUCUUUUUAAAAUUUUCAUUAUAUUUGUUUUGCCUAAAAUUCUUUUACUUCAAAUGCAAAAGAAUAGGCCAGAGACAGUUAUUUUCUUUUAGAUAUGGUUCAGGCAUUGUUUCAAAUGCCUCUGAAAUCUGACUUUAUCAUAGCUUUAAAUGAACCAUGAUAUUAACUAAACAAGUAAAUAUUGUACUAGAGAACAGCUUAAGUUUAAAAAAAUAAAUAUAACCAAAGCCAAUUCAGAUAUUGUGACUUUUGACCAUGCCCUGUCUUGCAUGAUGCUGGAGGCGAGAGGAGAGAAAGGGUUGUUUUCCUGCGCCUUCACUGAGUGAAAGGAAAAUUGCAUGUCCUGGGCUACAGGAAGAAGCUAAUAAAUAGGCUGGAAGUAAUAGUCUACCAGCAGGAAGUCGACAGCUCCAGUUAAACCCUUUGAUAUAGUGGCUCCAUUGCACAGCAGAAGCAAGAUUUAUUAAAUUUCUCCCAAAAUGUUUAUCUUCAAAACAAAUGUAAGAUUUUAAUUAUAGUGCUGAAACAAACAUGAAAGUCAAAGACCGAGCCUUGCAGCUUUUCUUUCCUCCCGAUAAAUAUCAAUAGUAUUCUGGAGGGUAAAAAAAAUAACCAGGUUUUGGACAACACUGGCACCUUUGUUUUCGAGGGGAAAUAUUCCAAGGGGAGCUAAGGAGAAAGAUAUUUGGCAUGCAAAAUCAACUUGCACGUCUGUUUAAAAAUAAACAAAGCAUACUUUUUGAAGAGUGACCAGAUAUGAAUAUGCGCUUGUUGAUUUUUCCAAAGUAAAGUUUACUUUGAUAAAUAAAUGCACAGUUUGGUCUCUUUUUCCCUUUCUUCACCGUACGCUAUAGUGCACUCUCCAAAUAACCUCUACUGACUUUACCCAGAUACUGAUCUCAAUGGUAGAAUAAAGCUAUCCUUGGCCAACCAGCUGGUUACUUUCCCUAUUGCCGUGACAGAACUCCAGAAGGAGCAGCUUCAAGAGGAAGGGUCUUCAGGAUCACUGUUGGAGGCACAGCACAUGGCGGGGGAGCAGGCAUAGCCACAGGAACAUGAGGCAGCUGGUCACACUGCAGCCACAGUCAGAAGACAGAGAGCAAUGAGCGCAGGUGCACAGUCUGUUCUCUCCUUUUAAUUCAAUCCAAGACCUUAGUCCGAGAUAUGGUGUUGCCCAUUUCAAGGUGGAGCUUUCAAAUUUGGUUCAGCCUUUCUAGAAACAUCCUCAGAGACACACCAGGAAUGUUUCCAUGGUGAUUCUAAAUCAAAUCGGGUUGACAAUGAAGAUUAGCCCUCAUCUUAAUGAACUUCUCAAUGCUUGACGUGCCUUUUACAGGUUGCAUGACUUCAGCUGCAUGCUGAAGUCGGUAGCUAGGUCUCCCAGUUGCAGGAAAGGAGCCUGGAGCUUAGAAAAUGCAAAUGUCUUGUUUGAAGGCAGUUGGGUACCAGCAGCACAGCAAGGUGAGGACCACAAGGAAGGCCAUGGGAGAAUGGCGUGAGCUAUGGGCAUCGCUGACAAGUUAGAAAGCAAACGACCAUCAUGUGACAAAGGCAAGAGCAUGGAUAGACAGCCAUGUCUGGAGUCCUAGCCACUGUCUUUGCUAUUGUACUUGGGGGACCUGUUCGCCCAGCUCUCUUGCCAGCUUAGAGAGAGAUCGCUUUUACUUUUAGUUAACAGUUGAAGGAUGAACUUGAAUGCAUUCCCAGUUCGCAGUGAUUCAGCACCCUUCUGUAGGUGGCUUCCUGCUGAGUACUUGUAGAGUUCAGUCACAAAGAUACCGCUUUGACCUUCAAUGCUACCUUCUAAAAAUAAGAGUUAAAGUAAACGCCAAUAGAGAGAGGAGAAGUUAAUAAAGGAUUAUUACAGAAUGCCAGCCUGGGAUAUCACUUCAAAGCAAUCAUUGUCUCUGAAUAAUCACAAGUAGUCAAUACAGGGUACAAAAAGCAUACUCAUACAGAUUUUUUGUUUAUUUGUUUGUUUUAAAGCUACGGAAUAUGGCGGGAAAGAAAGCCACAUCUGCCUGCCUGCUGCUGCUCUAGGCUUGGCAGAGCUUUUUUUUUUUUUUUUUUUUGAAGAGAGACCAGAUAUGAAUAUACGCUUGUUGAUUUUUCCA
Alexandromys fortis (reed vole) is the source of this 3473-nucleotide messenger RNA. It is a transcript of the gene Sptssb, whose product is annotated as serine palmitoyltransferase small subunit B. The transcript is spliced from 3 exons. Gene Ontology annotation, molecular function: serine C-palmitoyltransferase activity. Gene Ontology annotation, cellular component: serine palmitoyltransferase complex. The coding region runs from base 614 to 844 and encodes 76 amino acids. Lineage: Eukaryota; Metazoa; Chordata; Mammalia; Rodentia; Cricetidae. The record is from RefSeq and is a predicted model, not a curated record. Gene Ontology annotation, biological process: endoplasmic reticulum organization; ceramide biosynthetic process.